AUGGGCGAGAUCGGGUUCCUAUCCCGGUCCGCCAUGGCAGAGCCACGUUCUGACCGAUUUGAAAGACUCCCAACGAACCUAACAUCAGAGAGUGUUCUCUUAGCAAGCUUGGCUCUCGAUGGUUCCGACCCGUCAAAGUCAAACUUGUCAGAUCACCAGGCCACCCAACUGCUGGCAUCUGAACCAAGCAGGCUUCGUAUGGAUCGCGCUUCAACCCUUCCCCACAUGACUCGUUUUGUCGAAGAGAUCUGUCCCAUUAUGCCGUAUCUUGUUGCGAGCAAUCUCACGGACCAAUACGAAGAGGUGCUCUCGCAACACGGCAGAAGGGGCAAUAUAGAGAAUCAAAGCUCUAGUGCGCUAAGCCGUUUCAAUGUUUGCAUGGCGGUUGCAACUGGAGCAUUGUUGUCAUCACGAUCUCCGGGUAAAUCUUUACUGGUCAUAAGGUUGCAUGAAGAAGCUAUAAAGCAGCUAUCCAUGAUUAAAAUGAAGGACGAAACCCACCUGGUAUCGUGCAUUUUGAGCUUGACAAUAUUUGCGUUAUACAGCCCUAGUGGAGGCUCUUCUUGGCACCUUGUAGGUUUGGCUCUCAGAAAAUGCAUUUCUCAGGGUUGGCACCGGCACCAAGAAUGUGUUGGGCAGCUAACAGAGGGCGAUUUGUUAUCGAGAAAGCGUCUGUUCUGGAGUGCGUAUAUGAUUGAUAGAUCAUUGAGCCUAGUCAUUGGGCGGCCUUUCAGUAUACAGGACCGAGAUAUAAGCAUCUCCGUUCUCAAGCCAACCGAAGCCACAAGUCUGCACUGUCACCUAAUCACACAAGCUCGACUGGCUACAGAUAUUCAAGUCAGCUGUCGGACCACACUCCUUCAUGACUACAGCAACAUUUGUUUCUGGAAACAAUGGACUGGAGACCAGGAUCGUGAUUCAAAUGUUAAACCAACCGUUCUUGACCAUCUCUUGCAAUUGGAAUGCCGGAUGCUUGCCAAGAUAACUUCGACGCAACCAGGUCAUCAGAGCCCGGGAAGACACUCUGCAGCAGUGGUGCGUGAGGUCGAAAGAGAAACAAUUGAGGCAUGCGCUCGAUAUAUAGACCGCAGCUAUGAACGGCUCCAGGAGAACAAUUUCGUUGGGUCCUUUAUCGAGGCCUACGACAUGUUUACAGCAUCGCUGACCGUCGUACAUCUCAAGCGGCGCGAUGCCGCCUGCAACACACAGCAACAGCUCGCAUCAAUGAUGGACCUCAUCAAUAAAUCUUCGACCCUGCUAACUGCAAUAGCGGAACGCUUCUCCGUGUUUCGCAGUUUCCAAAGAGUACUCUUGUCCCUGUCGGGGCACUUGAUGGCCAACCCUAUACCUACAGCUCAGGUGCGUUACUAA
Messenger RNA from Pestalotiopsis fici W106-1, 1371 nucleotides. RefSeq lists its product as uncharacterized. The record is from RefSeq and is a predicted model, not a curated record. Gene Ontology annotation, molecular function: zinc ion binding; sequence-specific DNA binding; DNA-binding transcription factor activity, RNA polymerase II-specific. Gene Ontology annotation, biological process: DNA-templated transcription; positive regulation of transcription by RNA polymerase II. The transcript is spliced from 3 exons. NCBI's taxonomy places the organism in Eukaryota, Fungi, Ascomycota, Sordariomycetes, Amphisphaeriales, Sporocadaceae. Bases 1 to 1371 code for a protein of 456 amino acids.